Molecule: messenger RNA, 994 nt
Organism: Corythoichthys intestinalis (scribbled pipefish)
Lineage: Eukaryota; Metazoa; Chordata; Actinopteri; Syngnathiformes; Syngnathidae
Product: interferon regulatory factor 2-like
Exons: 7
Coding region: 6-767 (253 amino acids)
Biological process (GO): immune system process; regulation of transcription by RNA polymerase II
Cellular component (GO): nucleus
Molecular function (GO): DNA-binding transcription factor activity, RNA polymerase II-specific; RNA polymerase II cis-regulatory region sequence-specific DNA binding
Source: RefSeq, a predicted model, not a curated record
ACGUGAUGCCAGGAAUGAAAAUGCAACCAGCAGGCCGCCUAAGACUGAGGAUGUGGCUGGAGGAGCAGAUCGAGUCUGGAAAGUACCCGGGAGUCUGCUGGCUUGACAAGUCAGAGAGGGUUUUCCAAAUCCCAUGGAAACACGCAGGUCGUCACGGAUGGAGUUUGGACCAAGAUGCUAUACUCUUCAGGAACUGGGCCAUGCACACUGGUCGGUACCAUCCAGGCCAACAAAAAGCAGACCCGAAGACUUGGAAGGCUAACUUCCGCUGCGCCCUCAACUCCCUCCCAGACGUACGCGAACUGCGCGAGCGCAGCAACAAGAGAGGCAGCAACGCCUACAGAGUCUACAAGAUGCUACCUGCCAUGCGCCCGCGCAACAGAGGACUCCGGAUGCUGAGUCAGCGCUUCAAAAAGCGUCAGAGAUUUGGAGCACACGCACCAUUGAACACCACACACCAACCAUGGCAACCUCCAAGCGUCGCUUCAUCUGCAGAAGAUGCAUCGCUUAGCGUUUCUAUCCAGGACAUGUCAUGGGAGCCCAUAGUGCAGGAGGAUGGAACUGAGCAGCUGAUGGAUCAUUCCAGUAACACUGCUGAGUCGUGCAACCUCACUUGUGCUCAAAGAGGAUGGAAGUCUUACCCUAUGUGGGACAACUGGCACUGUCCAGUUGAUGACAGCCUCCUCUCCCUGCAUAUCGACAACAGCAAUGAAUUUUUGGGUGCGACAGACUGGUCCUUAAAUCAGCAGACCUUUCCACAAGAGUGAAUUAAAGACUAGGACUUGUAUUUUUCUGAAUUAGUAUCACAUACCUGACUCCAUGUUUUCCUGCCACUAUGGCUCUGAAAUAAAAGAUGAGACCCGAUAUCGUGUUCCAAGCCACGCAUUAGCUCAUGUAGCUUCUUCAUGCUUAAGUGUUUCAUGCUCACAUCAACGACUACCUAAAGCACCAAAGAGAAAACUGGUCAUUUAGCUGCAUUGGUCAGGUUAAGGUG